Pseudozyma hubeiensis SY62 is the source of this 2310-nucleotide messenger RNA. RefSeq names its product demethylmenaquinone methyltransferase. Lineage: Eukaryota; Fungi; Basidiomycota; Ustilaginomycetes; Ustilaginales; Ustilaginaceae. Bases 1 to 2310 code for a protein of 769 amino acids. The transcript is spliced from 2 exons. The record is from RefSeq and is a predicted model, not a curated record.
AUGCUGCGACGAAUCGCCAGCCGCACACUCAGGGAGCCGGUCCUUCGACCUCCCUCGCCCGGUCCUCAGCCCGCCGCCGCCGCUGCCACCUCGGCUGCCGUGCUCUCGUACCAGUACCAACUGCUCCAGCAAUCGCGAGGCCUCGUUUCUUCGGUCCUCUUGAGCAGCACUCGAGAUGCCUACGAGAGCAAGAAGAUGGCAGAGCUCAAAGCGGAACUCAAGUCGCGCGGCCUCGCUUCGUCGGGUCGUAAGGACGACCUCGUCAAGCGUCUCGUAGACCAUGACUCGUUUCUCAACGGCAGCACCGCCAACAUGGACUCGGCACCCGGCGCUCGUCCACAGCUCCGCAAAAAGUCGACACUGGCCUCGCUGCGAAAUGCAGAGAGCGAUGCCAAGAAUAAGAAGGAUGGUCCGGCUCCGCCCGCUCCCACCUCGCAGUCUGGUCAGGCAAAGAGAACGGGCACCCCACCCGCUCCUAGCUCCAACGACAACACCGGACCCACUGUGGACGCUGCCACCGCCAACGCCAUCGCAGAGGCUCCCAAGCCUCUCGGCAGUAUGAAGGAGUCCGAAACUCCUGCAGAACUCGAGGCUGGCACGGUCCACAGUGCAGCCGCAGAUGGUCUUGCCGGCGACACCACCGCCAAGUCUUCGCCCUCUCUCGACGUCGAGGACGGUCCUGCCAAGAAGACCACGCCUCCUGGGUUGCCUCCGCAGAAGGCUCCUGCCGCCAAGGAAACGUUCAACAUCCAGAUCCCUUACUACCCCGACCCGCCCGUUCCCGGCGCCGAGAUCCCCGUCGUCACCUCGUACACCUCCCCUCACCUGCGUCAGACCACCGAGCAGACCGAAUCGUCGCCAUUUGUGCCCAAGGCUAUCAGUGUCUCGGCUAGCUCGGCCAUCUCGCAUGCCGCAGACAUGGCUGAUCAUGCUACGUCCGAGAGCGACAAGAAGGACAAGCCUAAGGGCGUCCUUUCGGAGAUCCUCGCCGAUAUCGAAGCCUCCUCGGGCUCCAGCGGUAGCGGAAGCGGCGAGUCUGCACUCGCAGGCAUCAACAAGAGCGUCGACGCUGCUAAGGAAGCCUUCAAUAGCGUAGCAGAGCAAGCCAAGGGUGCUUUCGUCUCUGCGACCGGUGUCGAUCCCUCGUCGUCGUCUUCCUCUUCCUCCUCAUCCAAGUCCAACCCUUCGUCGUCGCGCCAGAGCGGCAACCGACCUCUGAACGAGCAGGAGCGAACUGGCGCCCUCGUUCUCGCCGGCAUCGUCGCUGGCGGUUUUGUCCUCGGUGGUCUCGGCAAAACCGGCAAGAGCAAGAGCAAGGACCACGACAAGCACGCGCACGACCAAUCGCACGGCAGCACCGACUCGAGCAAGGACGUCGCAGCUCCAGGAACCGUGGUGGGCAAAGUCGUGCCCGUCGCGGCUGUCCCGCGUGGCGAUGGUGUCGCCGCGACGAAGAGGUCCGAGUCCAAGCCUUCCGGGUCUUCCGUCCAGACGCCUGCGGGAGGCAAGACGCUCGCACCCAUCAUGUGCGUUCCCAAGGGUACGCAGCUUUCCUCGUCCUCCGGAGCCGGGUUGAUCGUCAACGAGGCUGCUUCGACGCUGGCGAGGCUGGCUCAGCUGUCCACUUGCGAGGUAUCGGAUGCAAUGCUCAAGCUGAAGGUGAAGGAAGGAGGAUACCUGCCUGGGAUUGAGAUGUAUUCGCCUACGUAUCUCGCUUCCCCUCAAGUUCGAGUGUGUGGACCGGCGUAUACGGUCAAGAUGGUUUCACAGAACGACGCUUCUGCGCCCAAGCCGAAGGGACACUUUGUCGACUCGGCGGAAGCGUACCCUGGAUCGGUUGUGGUUGUCACUGCACCGAGUUUGACACGAUCAGCUGUGUGGGGUGGCUUGAUGACGGCACGUGCGCAAAAGCUCGAGUUGCAAGGCGUGGUGUUGGAUGGUAGGUGUAGGGAUCUAGGGGAACAUAGGGAGGCUGGAUUUGCGGUUUUUGCAAGAGGCCAUUCCACUCAAGGUCAAUCCCCGUUCACGAGGCCGUCGGAGUUGCAGGUUCCAAUCACCAUCCACGAUCCAUCAACACGAGCAGAGGAGGAGGAGGAUAAGGUGAAGAAUCCAAGGAUGCCAAGUGUCACCGUCAGACCGGGAGAUUUCGUUCUCGCCGACAUGGACGGUGUGAUGAUCGUACCACCGAGUGUAGCGGACGAGGUGGUAAGGUUGGCGCUGAAGGGUAGGGCAGAGGAUGAAAAGUGUCUGAGGGAUAUCCAGGCGGGUAUGCCGGUCAAGGAUGCGUUUGCUAAGAACCGCACCAAGUAG